This is a messenger RNA of Coccomyxa subellipsoidea C-169, 264 nucleotides long. RefSeq lists its product as hypothetical. Gene Ontology annotation, biological process: telomere maintenance via recombination; tRNA threonylcarbamoyladenosine modification. The transcript has 4 exons. The record is from RefSeq and is a predicted model, not a curated record. Lineage: Eukaryota; Viridiplantae; Chlorophyta; Trebouxiophyceae; Coccomyxaceae. The coding region runs from base 1 to 264 and encodes 87 amino acids. Gene Ontology annotation, cellular component: EKC/KEOPS complex; nucleus; cytosol.
AUGCCCGAGGUCGGUCAGUCACUGCAGCGCUUUGGCAUUUCAGAAGAGAGCGAGAGCAUCCUUGUGGCCUCCUUUCACACAGGCGAUGCUGAUGCAGAAAGGGUCCAGAGCAUUGUAGAAGGAGAUCCUGUCGACCUGGACGCUCUGUCCAGCCUGGCAGACAUGGCUACAGUGAAGAAGAUCUACAAGAUUGCUCCGCCAGAAUUGGAGGUGGGGAGCGUUGCAGAUGCCAUCUGCUGCAGAAUCGCUGCCAGCCACUGCUGA